This is a messenger RNA of Mytilus californianus (California mussel), 3948 nucleotides long. RefSeq names its product molecular chaperone MKKS-like. The transcript has 7 exons. Gene Ontology annotation, biological process: cilium assembly; intracellular transport; developmental process. The coding region runs from base 427 to 2100 and encodes 557 amino acids. NCBI's taxonomy places the organism in Eukaryota, Metazoa, Mollusca, Bivalvia, Mytilida, Mytilidae. The record is from RefSeq and is a predicted model, not a curated record. Gene Ontology annotation, molecular function: ATP binding. Gene Ontology annotation, cellular component: nucleus; kinociliary basal body; cytoplasm.
UUUCAGCACAAGUUUGAAUAUUACAUUGAAGAAAUUAUUUAGCUGGAGAAUUUGCAAUCAGGCCAUCAAGGUUAAAAAUAGUAAUUUAGGUUCUCCUUUAAACUUCAUUACAAGAGACGAUGGAUGAUAAACAAAGUACAAUAUGCUGACAUUACUUGUGAAUUAAGAAGAAAACAGAGGUUUUGAAAAUGUUUAAAAAGAUUUCAGCAUCAUUCUGGAAGCUGAGCAGUUGGACAAAUCAGAACAAAAUAUUUUCCUUUAUUAUUAUUGUUGGUGGAGGCUCCAUUUUAACACUUCCAUAUGCUUAUUAUAAGUCCAUGCAACUGAGCACUGGACAACAGAGAAGUGCAGAAAGGCUUAGGCAAAUGAAGAAAAUAAAUAAAACAAAGAAACAAGAAUCAGAGAGUUAAAAAUAAUGAGAUAAUAAUGGAGCAGGCAGCAACUGGAACUUUACAAAUACAGAACCUUGUGAGUCCUGAUAUAGUCAAUGCCCUGAAUUUACUCCUGAAGAUAACAUCUUCAUGUCGAAAAGGAUGUAUUCAGAUGGUUCAGAACUCUGUAGGAGGUCAUCUAACCAUAACCUCUACCUCUACUCGUCUGCUACAGUCAUUGUCAGUGUCGAAACCUGUCAUUCGUCUCAUUGUGACAGCUGUUCAAGGUCAUCUUCAACACUUCACCGAUGGAGGACAUUUUGUUUCUAUGUUAACGGUUUUAUUAUUGACAAAGUCUAUGAAUCUUAAUGUUUCCAAUUCUUAUUUAUCAGAGUUAUAUGACAGAUUUCUAACGAUUAUAGUUGAAGAUGUUAAUGCUGAUUCAUCAAAAAUUAAUAUAGAUAUUUCCAGUCUUAAACAGAUGACUAAUUUUAUAAAAAGCAUUAUUGGUAGAAAACCAUUGUGUAAACUUAAUCAGUAUGAUUUAGAUAACUUUUCUAAGCUUCUUGUCCAAGUAUUUGCAAGUUAUCUCCCUUGCGAGGGAAGAUCUGGAAGCUGGGAAGAGAACAUAUAUAUAAUUCCAGUAGAAGGACUUCCUGUUUCUAAUUCUGAAUUAUAUCAAGGGUUGCUAUUGCAAGGUUAUCAACAGCCAAAGACUGCUGUAAAUAAUGUAAGGAAAGUUAACAAUCAGAUCAGUGUUGCUGUGGUAACUGUUUCCAUGACAGGUGAUACAGAAGACAUUAUGGAUGCAGAAUAUGAAGUUUUCAAUGAGAUGUCAGAAGAAAAAACAGUUUUAAGUAGAAUUAUGAAAUUUUGUGACAGAUGUGCAGAAUUAAAUGUUGGGGUCAUUUUCUGCCAGAAAGUUAUUCAUCCGUCAGUGAAAAGUUACCUGUAUAAACAAGAUAUUUUACCCAUAGAACGUAUUGGCUCACAGAUGAUUCCAUUCAUACUGAAAUUAACAGAUGCACAAUCUUUGAGAAGUUUUACUGUAUUAGCAUCAGAUAUUGGACACCUAGAUUCUAUAGAACAUCAAAAUAUCAACAAAAAGAGUUAUCUUUUCCUGAAGAAACAGGAGUCUCCUGUAGCAACACUAAUAUUAACCUGUGAUCAUGAAGAAUCGGUACAGGAAUUAAAGGCAGUAUGUUCAAGUGCACUGCAUUCCAUGGAGAGAUUGGCUUUCUUAUCAUAUGUACUUCCUGGAGGAGGAUGCUGGGAAAUGAAGACAUGUUUCAGUCUCAGGACAAAAGUGCUGUCUGAGAUGUCAAGUCUUAUAAAAGAGUUUUAUUGUACAAAGUCUGCAAUAUUGGCAGCAUUAGAUGUGGUUUGUAAAAGUUUACAGAAUAUUGCAAAAACAGUUGUAAAGGAAUCUGAAGAAGGCAAAACUGAUUGUACUUACCAUCAUUUUUGGAGGGUUCCAAAGGAAGUUGAGGAAGGGGAGGUAAUUUGCAGUUGUGGAAUUUAUUGUUUGGAAACUACAGAACUGGUAGAUUUAGACAAUGUGGAUCUUGGCAACCCAAUGAAUCAGAUAUUACAAGAAGAUUACAACACUUCAGUGAUGAAGAGAACAGUUGUGAUAGAUCAGUUAGACAUGUGUGUCAAUGCUGUAAAAACGUCUUUCCUUACUGCUAAUGCACUUCUUACUACAAACUUGUUUAUAUGUGAAUCUUGAUACAGGCAGUGGACAAUAGUAUUCAGUCAGAUAGGUUCUGUUUAUAUUUUGUAAAAAAUUGUUAAUUUUUUUCUCUCAAAAUAAUCACAGAGUAAUUUGCAAAUAAGAAUUUUUACAAGAAAUUUGUUUCAAGAACUUUUUUACACAUUCAAUUUGCGGACAAGGUAGCCAAUUAAAAAAAAAAAAAUUAUUGAACAAUAUAGUAUCAUAAUAAUAAUAUAGAGUACCUUGUUAAAUGGUUUAAUUUUGUAGAAAUGAAGAUUACAAGUUGGGAAGAUAAUAAGCUUAUCAGGUUUUAUAGAAAAUAUAAACGAAAAAAAAGAAAUUUGAGAAUAUUUUAAUAUGUCCACUCACUGUAUUAAUGAAUGAGUGGUUGAAUGUGUUAUAAUUGAUAUAAUAAUUGGUCUAAGUAGUCCAACUACUGUAUCACUAGCCAGUUCGAAUCCCGCAUGGGGCAUUUGCACUCAACUCCAAUCUUAAUUGACUAGGAUUGUCAGUUUUCCUACCGAAGGUUAGUGGUUCUCUCUGGGCACUCCGGCUUCCUCCACCAAUAAAAACUGACUGCCACGAAAUAGCACAAUAGUGUUAAAACACCAAUCAAUCAAUCAAUCAAUAUAAUUAAUAUUUUACCUAUUUGAUAGGUUAUUACACCAUAUUUUGUUACUACCAGUAGUUUUAAAAGAGUAGUUGAGUAAUAUGAUAUUACAACAGAAGUGGUCUCCAAACACAGUAGCUCCAAAUGGAAUUUUUUGUUAUUGGAAGCCAUAUUUAUUGUGUGAAUCAGCUGAAAAAAAUAUGUAGCAUAUAAAAUAUAGGAUAUGCCAAAACACAUUUCGUGUUUUGGCAUAUCCUAUAUCUUAAUGUUAUAAAAGAGUAAUUGCAGAAUCUAUUGUAUGUCAAAUCAAGAUGAAUAUAGGAAAAUAGUAUGAGAAAAUUGGUCAGUCAUAUCUGGUUAUCCCUAAGGCCUCCUUUAAAAGUCAUCAUUAAAUUCAUGUCAGUAAGAGCAGAUUUUGAAAUUCAGUAUUAUCAUGAAAGCAUUGACUUUUUUUGUGAACAACUCUUUCUUUUGAAUUUUUUUUUUUUUAGAAAAGUCAUUGACUUUGUUAUAUUUUGUACAUUCAUUGUUGCGACAUGUGAAAACCACUAUUCAAAAUUAAAGUUGUAAUUGUCAUAAUAGUUGCUGUAAGCUAUUAUAAAAUGUGAUACAAAUGUUUAAGAAAUCAACAUUACUUGCAUAUGAAUCCUAGAUUUUAUUUUGUAUUUGUAAUGCCUUGUGUGUAUGUGUUUUAAUAAUCUUUGUUUACUGAAUUAUAUAUACAAACAGAUUCUGUACAACUGCAGUUUGGGCUGAUAUAGCUAUAAAAGCUCAUUAGGCUAUACAAAAAUUAUCUCCCUUUGACAAAUUUUUAUGAAACUAUAAAUUUGGAAGUGCAAGAACUUUACAGAAAUUAUAAAGGAACAUAGAUGAAUAUUUCUGUCUUGAACUUUUAUCAUGAAUUUUGUUGGAAUUUGUUUUCACAGAUAAAGUAAAAAAAUAAAGCCAAAUUAAUUCAGCCUUACUACUCAAAUUAUGUCUGCAAAGUCUGUGAAAAAUAAAAAUUCACUAAAAAAAAAUCAAAGGGAGAUAAUCGCAAUUGAGCUUAAAUAACCAAAUUGAGCUAUAUGAGCUCAAACUGCAGAUUUACAGACUGACAAAUGUACUGAAAUUAUGGUUUUGAUGCAACUUUACAUAUAUAACUGUAAAACAUAAUGUAAAGAGAAAAAAGUUUGUCCAAAGUGCCAGUCUUUUUAGCAUUAUUCAGAGAUUAAUAUUGUUAAUCUUGAAAUAAAAAUAUAUUGAUUCAAUUA